Messenger RNA from Exophiala bonariae, 2454 nucleotides. RefSeq lists its product as uncharacterized. Gene Ontology annotation, molecular function: hydrolase activity, hydrolyzing O-glycosyl compounds. Gene Ontology annotation, biological process: carbohydrate metabolic process. NCBI's taxonomy places the organism in Eukaryota, Fungi, Ascomycota, Eurotiomycetes, Chaetothyriales, Herpotrichiellaceae. The record is from RefSeq and is a predicted model, not a curated record. The transcript has a single exon. Bases 1 to 2454 code for a protein of 817 amino acids.
AUGAGAAUCUCGAAAGACGUACCCAGCCAAGAUGCCAGCGCCGACCGCACCGCCAUCAUCGGCGGCCGCAGCACCGACAAAUACCGCUUCACAGUGAUCGCCGAGGGCCUGCUACGCUACGAGUGGGCGCCGGACAGCGAGUUCGAAGACCGCCCAUCAUCGUUCGCACUGCACCGCGACCAACCGGUCCCGGAGUACAAAGUGCGAGAGACGGAUUCUCAACUCGAGAUCUUCACGUCCAGAUUCCACCUCACGUACAACAAGGAGGACUUCACGCCGUAUGGGCUUUUCGCCAUCGUCGUGGGAGACACGCGCGCGCCGUGGAGAUAUGGAGAGGUCGAUUCGCGGGGUAAUCUGGGCGGGACGGCGAGGACGCUCGAUGAGAUUGACGGGCGCAUCGACAUGGGGUUUGGGAUUCUCUCGGAGAAAGGGUCGGCGUCGUUGGAUGAUUCAGAGUCGUUUUUGUUCGAGAAGGACGGUUUUGUCGGUGCGAGAAAGCCAGGGCCCGGUCGGGUCGACGGCUAUCUGUUCGCCUAUGGCCAUGACUAUCGCGCUGCGGUAAAGGCCAUGUAUGCCAUCUCUGGUUCACCACCUUUGCUUCCAAGAUGGUCGUUAGGGAACUGGUGGAGCAGAUAUUACGAAUACUCGACCGACUCGUAUCUGGCGCUCAUAGAGAAAUUCAGAGAGAGCGAGAUUCCGCUGACGGUGGGAGUCAUCGAUAUGGACUGGCAUUUGGUCGACGACCCUAAAGUGAUUAAAGCCGGACAGACCGGCUGGACAGGCUACACGUGGAACAAAAAGCUCUUUCCGAAUCCCCCAGAAUUUAUCAGUGAAUUACACAAGCGCAAGCUCAAGACGACACUCAACGAACACCCGGCAGAUGGAAUCCACAGCUACGAAGACGUGUACGAGAAAGUCGCGAAGGCGGUCGGACAAUCGCCAACCCAGAUAGGCCACAAGGAGCCAGUGCCAUUCGACAUCGCCGACCGGAAAUUCCUCAAGGCGUACUUCGACGUCCUCUUGAAAUCACUCGAGGACGACGGUGUCGACUUCUGGUGGAUCGACUGGCAGCAAGGUCCAUAUUCACGUGUCAAGGGUAUCGAUCCAUUAUGGAUGCUCAACCACUAUCACUUUCUACACAAUGCGGAGAAGAACCCGGACAAACACCCCUUGAUCUUCUCCCGGUAUGCCGGACCAGGGAGCCACCGCUACCCCGUGGGUUUCUCCGGUGACACGGUCGUGUCGUGGGCGAGUCUGCAUUUCCAACCGGAGUUCACGGCCACGGCAUCGAAUGUGGGAUAUGGCUGGUGGAGCCACGACAUCGGUGGUCAUAUGAUGGGAGUCAGAGACGAAGAGCUACUGGUGCGGUGGACGCAGCUGGGUGUCCUGUCACCAAUCAUGAGACUGCAUUCGACCAAGAGUAGAUGGAUGAGCAAGGAGCCUUGGCAAUUACCCCAGCAUCUGGGGGAUAUUAUGACCGAAUGGUUACGGUUUAGGCACAGAUUGCUGCCGUAUUUACAUACUAUGAACGCCAGGGCGGCGAUUGAUGGUCUGCCGUUGGUGCAGCCGAUGUACUGGGAGUAUCCAAGACGAACGGAGGCAUAUCAGCACAAGAAUCAGUUCCUGUUCGGAAGCGAAUUGCUCGUGAUCCCGAUCACAGCACCCAUGGAUCCCAAUGUACGACUUUCCAAGACCAAGGGCUGGCUUCCUCCGGGAAGAUAUGUCGACUUCUUCACCGGCAUCGCAUAUGAUGGUGAUCGUGAGUUGUGGGUCAGUCGGCCAUUGGACCAGUAUCCUGUGUUCUUGAGAGAAGGAUCGAUCGUACCUCUGGACCACAAUCUCAAGCCGACAAACGGAGGAGAGAAUCCUGAUGGGUUCGAAGUUAUCAUUGCAGUGGGGGCUGAUGGACGGUUCGAAAUCCUGGAGGAGGAGGAUGAAUCGAAAGGUCGUGCUGCGAAGGAUAUUGACUGGCUUAAGACCACUAUUAUCUUCACUCAAGAGACGGGCACUGUGGAGAUCAACCCCGCUAGCAAGGCCUCAGGUACCAGUGAAAAAUCUCGAAACUGGUUGCUGCGCCUUGUAGGCCUAUCCAAAGUCGGCAAGAUUGUUGUUCAAGGUGGCGAACAUGUGAACAGCAGUGAGUCAAAAGUCUCUGAAGUAAGCAACGGCGUCUUGAUCGACAUAGGCAAAGUGGCAGCUGGAGCAAAGGUAACGAUAGACAUUGGCCUCAAGAAUCCGAGGUUGGAUCUAGGCAAAGAUGACACUGUGAACUCGCUGAUCGAACCCAUAAUCAUGAAUGCACAGAUUGGGUAUCCUUUGAAAGACGAGAUCUGGGAGAUUGUCGAUACUAAGAAGGGCACAGCAAACUCGGCGAUAUUAAACCGCCUGCAGACUUUGGACAUGAAUGACGAUUUGAGAAUUGCCCUUGCGGAGUUCCUCGUUGACGAGGUUUAG